AUGCGCCUCUACCUCCUCCCCAUCACCACGAGCCGCACUCUGCUCUAUUCCCAGCGCCUCAAUAUCGCGACUACGAAUAAGCAAGGCUUAGCAGAUAAGGUUGGCAAGAGAGCGUCGAAGCUUUGGGCCAGCUGGGAGGCAAAGGAAAGCGGUUGGCAAAAGAAGGUUGUCAACUACGGCAACUAUGCCCUCAGAAGGAUCCCCUACGAGGAAUGGGGUCUGAAGUCUGUCCCGCCUAUCUCUGCACGCCGCAAAGACGACGAGUUGAAAGGGAAGGAAAAGAUUGAACUGGUGUACCCUGACACGAUUAUCCCCACGACCAAGGCCGAACAGGUCGUGAGGACCCUGGCAACAGAACGAGACGCCUUGCACAAGAAGAAGCUUAUCUGGUGCCUGAUCGGCAUGCCCAUCUCGGCACCGUUUGCCCUGGUACCGGUGAUCCCUAAUCUGCCCUUCUUUUACCUAGUCUACCGUGCCUGGUCCCAUUGGCGCGCUCUCGAGGGCGGCAAGCAUCUUCGGUUCCUCCUGGAUCACAAACUCCUGGCCCUGAAUCCUUCGAAGCUGUUGAACGACAUCUACCGCCCGCUGAUUCCCGACAACAUGUCCCCGACACCGUCGAGGCCAGCUUUGGGUGAAGCUGAUCCCCUGAAGGGCAAGUCGGAAGCGGAGUCCGAGGAAGAAAUUCUGCUUUCGCAGGCAAACGGACAGCGGAUAGCCAAAGCGCUCGAGCUGCCCGAACUGGGUGUUGAAAUCGAGAGAGCCAUAUGGCAGGUCGAUCACGCCAAGAAGGUCAAACAGGAGGAGGCCGCAAAGAAUUCCGACGCCGAUGCUCCGAAAGACAAAGAAAAGCCCGCCAGUUCGGGCGAAGACGAGAAAAGGUAG
Molecule: messenger RNA, 882 nt
Organism: Colletotrichum karsti
Lineage: Eukaryota; Fungi; Ascomycota; Sordariomycetes; Glomerellales; Glomerellaceae
Exons: 2
Coding region: 1-882 (293 amino acids)
Biological process (GO): proton transmembrane transport; potassium ion transport
Cellular component (GO): mitochondrial inner membrane
Source: RefSeq, a predicted model, not a curated record